Mollisia scopiformis is the source of this 2529-nucleotide messenger RNA. RefSeq lists its product as uncharacterized. The record is from RefSeq and is a predicted model, not a curated record. The coding region runs from base 286 to 2529 and encodes 747 amino acids. The transcript is spliced from 2 exons. NCBI's taxonomy places the organism in Eukaryota, Fungi, Ascomycota, Leotiomycetes, Helotiales, Mollisiaceae.
CAACCUAUCCCAGCAUCUAUUUUCAGCUUGCAAGGCCCUCGACUUAGUUGCACCCACCAUGACAGCCAUCCUGCGCUACUGGACUUGUCAAGCAAGUCUCACGCUCACACAUGCGUCUGUUGGUGCUGGUGCUGGUGCUGGUGUAUAAGAUGUUGCAUUUAUCCGCCACCAUGCCGUGCAGUGUUUGGGAGGCCAUUCGUUUCGUCCGCCAGCAAUUACAUAUAUGGAGAGCGUGGGGAAGCUUAAGCUCUCCACGCCGCAUUGCAACUGAAGCGAAUAUGAAGAAUGGACAUGCGGGGUGGUUCACGCGAUGGGGCCGUCAACAGGACCUUGGAAGGCUCGGAGAGAGACAAUAUUGUGAUUGAGAGUGCGGAUGUGGUGUCGCCCACGUUGCCAGGCUCACAUUCUCACUCGAGAGGUCUAUCUGAAUCUCAAAACCUAUUGCCGAAUAGUCCCAAGAACCUGUUCGAGUACUCGUCAACUACGAGGUAUAUUUUCGAUCCUCCAGAAAAUACGAAGUAUGAUCCUCGGAGUGCUCCAAAGAUCAAUGGUCGAGAGACCCCAACGUGGAGUGGAGUACCUCAGAGUUUGAGGAGGACUACGAGGAGAAGGUGGCAAGAUGCUGCAAUCGAUGUACUAGCUAUUUUGGCGAGCAUGCCGUUCUUUGCGCUUGCAUCUGCACUGAUAUGGGUUGAUGGCGAAGAAGUGGGAAAAGGAAAAGACAAUAGCUUGGAACAGCUCAUCAAAGGGGCCGCCACGCUGUUCCCCCUCGUCUUCUCUGUUGUUGUUGGCAGGACCAUGAUCAAGAUUGCCUCAUGGAAAGCGGGACGAGGAACUUCAAUUGGCUUUCUCGAACGUCUACUUGGAAGUCGAACAGUCGGUGGGACAAUCAUCACAGCUAUCGGACUUCGAUCCUUCACAAUAGGUAGUUUGAUCCUGAUUCUGCUUUGGCUUUUGUCGCCUUUGGGAAGUCAAUCAGUGCUGCGCAUACUCUCUACGACAGAUCGCUCGACUAACUCAACUACGAACAUUACGUAUAUCAACUCGAGACAACAAAGCUAUGCAGGUCAAGUGGAAAUGAACAAUUGGUCAAAUGGUCUUGCAUCAGUGGUCAGUGCUUCGCUUCUUGCUCCUGAAGAGGUGAAAAGCAGCUCGAUGGACACAUGGGGCAAUGUCAAGAUCCCUCUAUUUUCGAGUCUCUCAAACAUCUCUGAGGAUGACAACGGAUGGCGCCAAAUUCCGCAGUCUGACUUCUCGCUUGUUCAUUCGUCUUUAUUGGGAAUUCCUGUUUCAGAUGUUGGUAAUGGCAACUCGACAUUCAAUCUCGAGUCUACGUACACAGAAUUGACUUGCUCAAACCGUACAUCAACAGUUACUCGAGGUACUGGGUUCUUCAUCAAUCCCGGGCUAAUCUCCACUACUGGACCUUUCAUCGCUGCUCAAAAUAUCACAUCCACGACUGCUUGGGCAAUCGGUUACCUCGGAGACGAUGUAACUUCUCUCCUUCCCAACACUUCGAUUCAAGCCCUGGAUACCUUGCCAAUCAACGAUACUACAAUGAACAAUGUCUUACCUGGCCUCUUACUUUACCAAGAUUUCACUGGGACCAGCAAUGUAACAUCUAUCUACUGCAUCCCCUCACAAACCUACGUCGAAUCCACCAUAACCUGCGCCUCCGCCCCUAACACCUCACCAUCCUGCACCGUCACCGCUCAGCGUCUCUCGCUCCUCGCGAACAAAUCAUCCGCCAUCACACCCCUCUCAAUAUCCAACCUCUUCCGCGGCCUCUCCUCUUACCUCCCUGCCGCAACACCGCAGCUAAACCACGUCGAUAUAAUGCAGAACUACAUCUACUCGCCCCUCGACAACCCAUUCAUCCAAUCAGCGCAAUACCCGCUAUACACAUCUCCCUCCGGCCAAGAAUCCCGAUUCCUAAAUCUGUCAUUUACCGAUUUCUCCAUCCGGCUCAGCCAAGUCCUAAACGCCGUCCUGCAAGGAAGUACCAUGAACUACACCACGUACCUCACAUCCUCUUCCUCCUUCUCCUCCUCCACAUCCACAAUCUCCUCAACACCCUCAGACCUAGACACUCAAAUCCAACUCCUCGCACCCACCCUCUCCGUCCCCUCAACUACCACCCAUCAAAUCAAUACAUACAAAAUAUCCCCCACCUACCUCACCCUCUUCCUCCUCAGCACAACCUUCCUCCUCCUCACAGCCCUCCUCUCCCUCCUCCUCACACAAAUAACCCUCUCUCCCUCCUCCUACAUCAACCACCUCACCUCCCUCCUGCGCGACUCUCCGCACCUCCCGCUGCCGGCGGGCGGGGUAUCGAUCUCGGGCUUCCGGCGCGCGCGCGAGGUGGGCGGGAUGCGGGUCCGGCUGGGGGAUGUUGGGAAUGUGGAUGGGGGGUAUGAGAUCGGGGUUGGGGCCGCGGUGGUGGUUGGGCGGGUGGGGUUGGGUUUGUUGGGAGAGAAGGAUGGGAGGGGUGGGGUGAGGGGGUUGGAUCGGAGGAAGUUGUAUUUGUGA